AUGCCGGAAGCAAAGACGGCGGUUGAUAUUCGCGAUGAGAGCCGUUUGGCUCAGCUUGGAUACAAGCAGGAACUAAAGCGUGACUGGAAGCUGAUGCACAAUUUUGGUGUGUCAUUUUCCAUCAUUAGUGUCAUCACCGGUAUCACCACGCUUUUCAGUUAUGGACUCAACACCGGAGGUCCGAGCGUCAUGGCGUUCGGUUGGAUCAUCGUUUCAUUUAUGACCUUUUUUGUCGGAUUAAGUAUGGCAGAGAUUGUAUCUGCGAUUCCGACUAGUGGGGGACCAUAUUUCUGGGCUGCGAUACUCGCUCCCCAAAAGUAUAGCGCCUUUUUCUCUUGGUUGACUGGAUGGUUCAAUUUCGUCGGACAAUUUGCAGUUACGACCGGAAUCAGUUUCGGAUGCGCAGGCCUCAUUGCGACGGCGGCGACAAUCAAAACGGACUUUGUGCCAACAGCAGGGAAUACAAUCGGCAUAUACGCAGCCAUUCUAGUCAGUCAUGCGCUUGUUAAUACUUUUGGGGUCCAUGUGCUACGAUAUCUCAAUGUCACAUCAAUCAUACUCCAUAGCUUAGGCGUGGCUAGUUUGGCGAUUGCAGUUGUCGCAAAGGCUCCCACACAUCAAACUGGGGCCGAGGUUUUCCAACACUUCUAUGAUGGAACCGGGAACCCGGGCUGGUCGGUAAGAGCAUCGCCGGCGUACGUUGCCAUCUGCGGCAUUCUCCUCAGAUUUGACGCUUCUGCUCAUCUGUCCGAAGAAACACACCGCGCUGAUUGGAACGCCCCCAUUGGCGUUCUCAUGUCUAUCGGCGUCUCCGCUAUCUUUGGAUUCUUCCUCCUACUUUGCCUUCUUUUCUCAAUUCAGGAUUUUGCUGCUACGGUAGAUCCAACUCAGAACUAUGGUCAACCUGUCUUCAAGAUAUUCGUUGACGUUUUCGGCGAGUCCGGCGCCCUCGGUCUGAUAAGCAUCAUCAUUCUCUGUGUCUGGCACUGUGGCCUCUUUAGCCUUACAAGCAACAGCCGCAUGAUGUUUGCAUUUUCUCGUGAUGGAGCCUUGCCGCGAUUCUUUGACCAUGUUGAUAAACGAUUUAGAAGCCCUAUUAGGACUGUGUGGCUGGCCGCGUUUCUAGCCUUUUGCCUUGCCUUGCCGUCGCUAGGUAGCUCGGUUGCUUUUUCGGCAGCAACCAGUAUCGCUACAAUUGGAUUGUAUCUAAGUUAUGCAAUGCCUAUUCUGAUUGCUGUUAUCUGGCCGUCCAACUUUGCAAAGGGUCCUUUUAGCCUGGGAAAGUUUUCCUGGUUUAUUGGUCUAAUUGCCUGUCUUUGGGUUCUUUUCAUCACUGUUGUGUUUUGCCUCCCUACUGCAAAUCCGGUCACUGAACAAACGCUCAACUACACCCCGGUGGCGGUAGGGAUAGUACUGGUUGCUACACUGGGAUCGUGGGUCCUUUGGGCUCAUCGCUGGUUCAAGGGACCAAUGCGUCAGGUAGACCUGUAUGCCCCAAGCGAGUCGAUUCCAACAGAAGAUCAAGUGGUAGUAGAAGAGAAGAAGGCAUAA
Molecule: messenger RNA, 1551 nt
Organism: Talaromyces amestolkiae
Lineage: Eukaryota; Fungi; Ascomycota; Eurotiomycetes; Eurotiales; Trichocomaceae
Exons: 7
Coding region: 1-1551 (516 amino acids)
Biological process (GO): transmembrane transport; amino acid transport
Cellular component (GO): membrane
Molecular function (GO): transmembrane transporter activity
Source: RefSeq, a predicted model, not a curated record